Messenger RNA from Talaromyces proteolyticus, 3183 nucleotides. RefSeq lists its product as uncharacterized. Gene Ontology annotation, biological process: protein phosphorylation; microtubule cytoskeleton organization; intracellular signal transduction. The record is from RefSeq and is a predicted model, not a curated record. The transcript is spliced from 3 exons. Bases 1 to 3183 code for a protein of 1060 amino acids. Lineage: Eukaryota; Fungi; Ascomycota; Eurotiomycetes; Eurotiales; Trichocomaceae. Gene Ontology annotation, cellular component: cytoplasm. Gene Ontology annotation, molecular function: tau-protein kinase activity; protein serine/threonine kinase activity; ATP binding.
AUGAGUCCGACGGUUGUUCGCAGCCACUCCUCCUCCUCCCGCGCGCAGGCGCAUCCUCCCCCCCAAUCGUCGGAUCUUCCCCACAGGGCUCGCAGCACCACCAACAGGCCCCCAUCAUCAUCAUCAUCACACUCACACUCCCGCCAUCAUUCAUCCUCCCGACCGCAGUCGUAUGAUCGUCGACCACCCCCCAGCUACGUCCCCUCGACCAUCGCUCGCCGUGAUUUUGAGAAUCCCAAUCUCGCCCGUCCGCCAUCGUCCCGCCGGGAGAGCUCCCGAGACCGCUCUCAGGAGCGCCCACCGCCCGCUUACCGACCUGACUCGGUGCGAGCGCCUCAGCAUCACCACCGCACCUCGUCGCGAUCCAGGCGGGACAGCGUCAAGAUGGUUGGUACCACAGUCGAUGCCAAAGCGGCUGUCGCCGAGCAGUCAGCACAGGCGUACGCUGCAAACUCACUACAGCCGAAGCGUCGUACCAUGAUCCCUACUCCAACAGGUCAAUGGGCGCUCGGCAAGACUAUCGGUGCUGGGAGUAUGGGCAAGGUGAAAAUUGCUAGAAAUAUGGAAACGGGCGAGCAAGUGGCCGUUAAGGUCGUGCCGAGGCAGUCCACCGCCGAAGAACAUCGCAAUGGGAAAGACGCAGAACGCGCCGAUCGCUCAAAGGAAAUUCGAACCGCCAGAGAAGCCGCGAUUGUUUCGCUCGUCGACCAUCCCUAUGUAUGCGGGAUGCGAGAUGUCGUUCGCACGCCAUAUCACUGGUACAUGUUGUUCGAGUAUGUCAACGGUGGUCAAAUGCUCGACUAUAUUAUUUCCCAUGGCAAAUUGAAAGAGAAACAAGCCAGGAAGUUUGCACGCCAGAUUGCCAGCGCCUUGGAUUACUGCCAUCGCAACAGCAUUGUCCACCGUGACCUGAAAAUCGAGAACAUCUUGAUCAGCAAAACAGGCGACAUCAAGAUAAUUGAUUUCGGAUUAAGCAAUCUCUUUUCUCCAAGGAGUCACUUGCGCACGUUCUGCGGUAGUCUGUAUUUCGCUGCUCCUGAGUUGUUGCAAGCACGACCGUACUCGGGCCCUGAGGUCGAUGUGUGGAGCUUUGGAAUCGUUCUGUAUGUUCUUGUAUGCGGAAAGGUUCCGUUCGACGAUCAGAGUAUGCCAAACCUUCAUGCCAAAAUUAAGAAGGGUGUAGUUGAAUACCCCCAAGGUCUAACAGCAGAAUGCCGUCAUAUCAUUUCCCGAAUGCUAGUCACAGACCCGAAACAACGAGCGAGUCUAGCUGAAAUUAUGAACCAUCCAUGGAUGACCAAAGGAUUCAACGGUGCCCCGGAGAACUACCUACCUACGCGCGAACCUUUGCAACUACCUUUAGACCCAGAGGUGGUGGAGAAGAUGACAGGAUUCGAUUUUGGCCCCCCAGAAUACAUUACAGCGCAACUUACAAAGACUCUAGAGUCAGAUGAUUACCAAAACGCUCUCAAAACGUUUACCCGCGAACAAACAAUUCCCACCCCUGGUGGUGACAAGAAAAGAGGCGUCUUCGAUUUUUACCGGAGACGUAACUCUGCGAGCAGGGAUACACUUUCAAAUCCAUCUGUUGAGGCAGUCCAGCUCGGAAGCGAUCCGCUUAAUGCCUAUAGCCCCUUGAUUUCAGUCUACUUUCUUGUCAGAGAAAAACUUGACCGGGAGAGAACCGCGAAAUCUACUGGUGCCCUGUCAAUUCCAUCUGACGUGAUGUUGAAAAUGCCCGAUCUACCAGCUCCCGAAGCUGCGCAUACGAAUCAAUACGAUGUCCCAGGGGAAAAGGACACCAGUACCAGAAGUCGUCCGCGUGCACGAACGCAUGGCGACGGUGAAAUCGUCGAUGGCAUUAAGAAGAUGCAGUUGGGUUCAUCCGCCGGUCCUACCGCUCCUGCAAUAGUGACGCCGCAACCAGAUACGCCCAUCAAAAAGGAAAGCACUGCUGCGGGUAUACUAAGACGCUUUAGCACUCGAAGGGUAAAGGACCGGGGGCGUGAUAGCGAGCGAGAGAGGAUUGCUUCCCCCAAUAUGCCAAGUCUGAACGUGCAACCCCCUGCUGAGCUGGCCUCGCCGCCGCAUCGCGGUUUCAGUUUGAGGCGGCCACGACGAGCAGAACCGUCGCCAACCGCAAUUCAUAGCUCGGACAGCCAACCACGGCAUCAGGAUCUUCUAAAGGCCCCGGGAUCUGCCAACCAAUCGUCGCAAUCUAACAAGUUCCUGGAGAGAUCUACUAGUGUCAAUUCUGCAGAUUAUCGCUCUCGUCGAUUAGCUCGAAAGCAAAUUCCCGACAGCGAUGGGGUAACUAACGAACCUCCUCUCACAAGCGGCUCUGACCAUUUCGCCGCUGACCCGGAGAAAGCCAAGCUAGGCGAUUCAGCAGUAGCGUAUGAGUCUAAACCGACGAAUCGAUCGUCAACUACGCGUACCAAAUCUCUUGGCCAUGCACGCCGUGAAAGCAUACAAGCGCGCAGGGCUCGUCGCGAAGAGAUUCGAGAGGCGACUGUCCCUGAGGAUGCAGAUGACGGUGAUUUGUCGGGCAAUGGGACUGCGUUGGAAAAUGCAAAUACAGGCGAGGAUUUCGCCAAACCAGUCUAUCUCAAAGGCUUGUUUAGCGUUUCUACUACUAGCAGCAAGCCCAUUGCAUUUAUCCGUGCCGACAUUAUUCGCGUUCUCAAACAACUCAACGUCGAGUACACAGAAAUCAAAGGCGGAUUCAGUUGCCGCCAUGUACCCAGUAUUGAUCUCGACCGUGUUGUUGAUGCUAGACAGCCAAGUCCAGAAAGACAAGGUCAGGUGUUGUCUAAUCAGAGGCGGAGAAUAAGUUUUGGGGGAUUACGCGGGGCCGAAGAAGUGAGAGAAGAGCCAAAGGCAUCCCAUUCGACACGUUUUGCUCGCCGAAAUCAGGGUCCACCAGACCGAAGCUUCAUUUCCAACUCCGAAGACUCGGACGAAUAUGUCCCACAUCGAGAUAACGUAGGCGAGCGCGUAGUUGGUGAAACUACCACACGCGUACAGAGUGAUACCGGAGAGAACCUGAUUCUGCGGUUCGAGAUUGUGAUUGUUAAAUUUCCAUUGCUUUCUUUGCAUGGCCUCCAAUUCAAGAAAGUGUCCGGUGGCAUGUGGCAGUAUCGAGAGAUGGCCAAGAGAAUUUUAGAUGCUUUAAGACUUUGA